Molecule: messenger RNA, 2825 nt
Organism: Trematomus bernacchii (emerald rockcod)
Lineage: Eukaryota; Metazoa; Chordata; Actinopteri; Perciformes; Nototheniidae
Product: cytochrome P450 2F2-like
Exons: 11
Coding region: 95-1567 (490 amino acids)
Biological process (GO): xenobiotic metabolic process
Cellular component (GO): cytoplasm; intracellular membrane-bounded organelle
Molecular function (GO): iron ion binding; oxidoreductase activity, acting on paired donors, with incorporation or reduction of molecular oxygen, reduced flavin or flavoprotein as one donor, and incorporation of one atom of oxygen; heme binding
Source: RefSeq, a predicted model, not a curated record
CAAAGUACACAACCAGGAGAGGCAGGGCUAAGCGCUGAGCUUCACUUUUAAAGCAAGUCAACCGGCUUACCUCUUUACUUCAGUCCAUUCCACCAUGUUUGCUUCAAUCCUCCUGCUAUGUGCCUUUGUGGUCUUCAUCCUCCUUCAACUCAAAUCCCGGAGGCCCAAAAACUUUCCACCGGGACCCUCUCCCCUUCCAAUACUUGGGAACAUUUUGGAACUGAGUCUAGAUAACCCCCUGAAGGACUUUGAGAGGCUGAGGAACACCUAUGGAGAUGUGUACAGUGUGUUUCUCGGUACCAAAGCAGCUGUUGUCAUCAAUGGGAUGAAGGCCAUGAAGGAUGCUAUAGUGACCAAGGGCAUUGAUUUUGCUGGAAGACCACAAGAUCUGUUUGUCAAUGACAGCACUGAGAGAAAAGGAUUAAUUAUGGCAGAUUAUGGCCCGCGUUGGAAGGAUCACCGUCGCUUUGCUCUUAUGACUUUAAGGAACUUUGGUCUUGGGAAGAAUUCCAUGGAGGAGAGGAUUCAUGGAGAGAUUAAAUACAUUACUGAUGAUCUGGAAAAGAGCAUUGGCAAAUCCUAUAGUCCUCAGCUCAUGUUUCAUAACGCAGCCUCCAACAUCAUCUGCCAGGUCCUGUUUGGUCAGCGCUACGAGUAUGACGAUAAGUUCAUCAAAGUGAUUGUGAAGUGCUUCACCGAUAGUGCCAAGUUAGCCAAUGGACCAUGGGCUAUGCUGUAUGACUCUUUCCCAAUGAUUCGUAGCCUACCACUGCCCUUUAGACGGGCCUUUAAGAAUGUCAAGACGUGUCAGGAUCUUGCGCUUACUGUAGUGCAGGAGCACAAGAAGACCAGAGUCCCUGGACAACCACGAGACAUUGUUGACUCUUAUCUGGAUCGGCUGGAUAAAGAGAAAGGCGGUGAUGCUUCUACCUUUUCAGAAGAUCUGAUGAUUAUGUACACUCUAGAUCUUCACUUUGCAGGGACUGACACUACCUCAAACACCCUUCUUACUGGUUUCCUUUACCUAAUGACCUACCCACACAUACAAGAGCGUUGUCAGCAGGAGAUAGACGAGGUGUUGGGAGGGAAGGAUCAGGCCAGUUUUGAGGACAGACACAACAUGCCUUACGUGCAGGCUGUGAUCCAUGAAAUCCAGAGGGUAGCGAACACUGUUCCACUGAGCGUCCCCCACUGUACGAUUAAAGACACAGAGCUUAUGGGAUAUUCCAUUCCCAAGGGUACACUGAUCAUUCCUAACCUGACCUCAGUGCUUAAUGAGGAGGGACAAUGGAAAUUCCCCAAUGAAUUCAACCCUGAAAACUUCCUCAAUGACCAGGGAGAGUUUGUUAAACCAGAGGCCUUCAUGCCUUUCUCUGCAGGUCCUCGAAUGUGUUUGGGAGAGGGUCUGGCUCGUCUGGAGCUCUUCCUCAUCCUGGUGACCCUGCUGAGGAGGUUCAAUUUCAUCUGGCCUGAGGAUGCAGGAAAGCCAGACUACACUCCAGUCUAUGGCGUCACUCUGACUCCCCAACCGUAUCACAUGAAAGUCCAACUCAGGGAAACAAAUUAAAGCCGUCUUCAGAUAAACAGCAGACCAGAGGAGACCUAGAUUGAUAAAAACAGCUUUUAAAUAUUCGGAACAAAUACAAAAUCAACAAUAGAGGGCUUUUUUUGCCAACCGUAAUGGCUGUUAACAAUACAUAUAUUGAAAUAUGCCAUAAAGGCGAGUGAGCAUUAAUGUUAUAGCUGGCCUGCUGGACUUUUACAUACAUACCGUUACAUUCAAGUCCUUUCCAAACGGUUUCACAAAACGCUGUUUAAUCCUACUGCUACUGGGAAAGUAUUUCUCAGUACACCAGAUUUAUGGUGUCUGCCGUUUGUGACCACAACCCACAAUGGUGCAUGUAUUGCAAGGAGUAUCAUGAGGAGACAGGCAACAUGUUAAGCUACCUAUCAUGUGGCCUCCACUGGUAGCGGGCUGCCUGAGCCACCAAUCAAACCCAAAAAUAUUUCCUGAUUACCCUACCUUACUUAACCUCACCUUAGCAAUCAAGAAAACUCUUUAUAUUAUAUCAAAAAUGAUAAGCUUUCAACAUGCUAAUUUAAGACUACCUGUUAUCAGUUGGUGCCUAAAAAGUUGCCCAUACAAUACUUCCUUGUGGUCCUUCUAAUUAGCCCUAGGCCAUUAUCCUAAGACCUUUGCUGGAAAUUACCCGUCUCAGCAACAAAUGAUUAUCUACAGUUGCCUUUUCUCUGCCUUUAAAACUGUGGCUUGCACUGAGAGGCAAUCCCUACAUGUUGUGAAUCUGUUCCAAGGUCAACAGCCUGGGAUCCACCUCUGCUUCUGGUGACUCUCAGGGUAUGCAAUGAGUUCUCUAUUCCCCUAAUGGCUGUCUUUUCAGCCACUUGGUCUUUACUUAGGGGCUUUCCCAGCUGACAUAUGCACUGCAGUCACUAGCUGAAUGCUAGCUAUGACAGCUAUCAAUACACAUACUUAAUUAGGCCCAUCAGGUAAAGGCACAUUGUCAGUCAUUUAUUCAGCUGUAUAUCAACCAUAGUCGUUAUUAUGGGAGAUAAACUAAACAUCGGACUUAAACACAAGAGACAUCAUCUUGUUUUUUAAUUCAAAAAUGUAAACGGGUAUUUGAAAAGGGACGUUUAUACCUUAACCACAUAUUUAUAACCGAACUCAUGAUGUCUGUACCUUGGCAAUGAAGUUAUUGCUGAAACAAAAACGUACUUGUUGAGUAAUUUAGGCCUUGUAACUAAUUCACCACCUCUUACGUACGUAGGUAUGAUCUUGCUUGAAGUAAAUAUAUCGCCACUUU